Molecule: messenger RNA, 1002 nt
Organism: Bufo gargarizans (Asiatic toad)
Lineage: Eukaryota; Metazoa; Chordata; Amphibia; Anura; Bufonidae
Gene: EPYC
Product: epiphycan
Exons: 6
Coding region: 37-990 (317 amino acids)
Molecular function (GO): protein binding
Source: RefSeq, a predicted model, not a curated record
UUCCAUACUUUUUCUUUCACUUCCAAGCUUUGAAGAAUGAAGAUGUUUGCAAAUAUUUUCUUGGGACUUUUUAUACUUAAAGCGGCAGUAGCUGCUCCUCCAACGGAUGCCGUUAACUAUGACACAGAUACAUAUGAAGUUGAUCUGUACAGCAAUUACGACUAUGAUGAAAGCAGUAAUAUUGAUCAAGGAGAGAUAGAAAUUGGAACUGUACUGCCUAUUGUGAAUAGACCCAUUCUAUCUCCAGAACCAGUUCAAGAAGAAAUUGAAGAAGAUGAGGAAUCUACACCAAAGUUAAUUGAUGGAUCUUCACCACAGGGGCCCUUGUCUCCUGGAGUCCAAAUUCCAGAAGCAAGUGGAGAAAUCUCUACAUGUAUCCUCUGUGCGUGCAUUCGCACUACUGUUUACUGCGAUGACCACAACCUUGAUUCAGUUCCACCAUUACCGAAGGACACUACUCACGUCUAUCUACGUUUCAAUAAGAUAAGCAAGAUAAACAAGAAUGAUUUUUCAUACCUAAAUAAAUUACAGAAGAUUGAUCUGACAUCAAACAUUGUAUCAGAAAUUGAUGAAGAUGCAUUUAGGAGCUUGGCACAGCUUAAUGAACUCUCACUUUUGGAUAACAGGAUAAGACAGCUUCCAGAACUGCCAAACUCAUUGAACUUCCUUGAUGUCAGCAAGAAUAGACUUGGACGCAAAGGAAUUAAGCAGGAGGCAUUUAAAGACCUGAAAGAUCUUCGUAUUUUGUACUUGAAUGAAAACAGCUUAGACCAUAUCCCAAUACCUCUUCCUGAUAAUUUGCAGGCUCUUCAUCUUCAGGACAACAACAUUCAGGAAAUGCAUGAAGAUACCUUCUGUAACACAAAAGAUUUCUCAUAUGUCAGAAGAUCUCUUGAAGACGUCAGACUAGAUGGAAAUCCUAUUAACCUGAGUAGAACACCACAGGCUUUUGUCUGUCUACCUCGUAUACCAGUUGGCAGACUUGUUUAAGACAGAAAGCAA